AUAAAGUAAAUAAACAAUACAGAAAUCUAUAUUUCUGAAUCGGCAUCUUCUAUAUUGUUUUACAUUUUAUUAUUAAAACCUUAUACAAUUAUAUUUAGUUGUUACUUAAUCGUUUAGCAAAUAAUGGCGGCAGAUAACUACCGAUUUGCAGAAAGUGAUAGUUUACUAUGUUAUCACGGACCAAUGUUAUAUGAAGCGAAAUGUUUAAAAAGAAGGAAGGCAAAUGAUGGUAAAGCACAAUAUUUUAUUCAUUACAAAGGCUGGAAUAGUAAAUGGGAAGAAUGGGUAGACGACAAUCGAGUAUUGACUGUCAAUACUGCCAAUAUGAACAAAAUGGCAUCAUUAAAAGAAAUACAUUCAAAUACAAAAAAAAGUGGAGCAAAACGUUCUAUCACUAUAGUUAAAGAAGAAACAAUACGGAAUGUUGUAACGCCUCCAAUCAAGGGAAAAAAACGGAAAUAUUCAGAAAUGUCAUCUGAAUUAAAUCAAAUAGUAAAUGUUCCAUCACCAACAGAAUCAAAACCAAAGAAACGAGGCCGUCCUCCUAAAAUUAUUACUCUUAAAACUGAAGAAACUGAUGCAACAAAAUCAGUUGAUACAACUGUAGUAACUGAAACAACUGAAGUAACAGAAUCAGCUGAAACAACUGGAGAAAAUAAAGUGAUUAACAAAGUAACUAAAGAAACUAAAGAAGUAGCUAAAGAAAAAGACAAUGUCAAAAAAGAAAGUAACACCACAAUAGAAGAUGUUGUUAAAAAAGAAGACUCGACUAAAAAAGUACACACUCCUAAAAAAGAAGACACUCCUAAGAAAGAAGAUACUCUUAAAAAAGAAUGUACCCCUAAGAAAGAAGAUACUCCUAAGAAAGAAGACACUCCUAAGAAAGAAGACACUCCUAAGAAAGAAGACAUUUCUAAGAAAGACGACACUCCUAAGAAAGAAUACACUCCUAAAAAAGAAGAUACUCCUAAAAAUGAAAACAUUCCUAACAUAGAUGACACUUCUAUAAAAGAAGACACUCCCAACACAGAUGAAACUCCAAAAAAAGAAAUCGAUCCUAAAAAGGUUGGAGUAACUAAAAUAAUUAAUGAAGUAACCGAAGAAAUUGAAAAAUCCGAAGAAGUUUUAGAUACUGAAAAAAAUGAAGCAAAUGAAGAUAUUGAAGUUACUAAAGAAGUUAAAGAUACCGAAGAAGAAGAAGAAGAAGUAGGAAGAGAAGAAGAGGAGGAGGAGGAAGAAGAAGUAGAAGAUGAUGAUGUUGAAACUACUAAAACAGUAGAUGAAGAAAUUAAAGUACCUGAAGAAGUUGAAAAAGCUACUAAAGAACUUGAAGAAACUAAAUUUGUUGAACCAUGUAAAGGAUCUAAAGAUGUUGAAGGAAUUGAAACAAUCAAAGAAAUUGAAAGAUCUGAAACAGUUGAAAGAACUGAAGACAUUGAAGAAACUGAAACUGAAAAUAUGGAAGAAUUUGAAUCGAUUGAAGGUUCUGAAGAAGAAGAUCUUGAAGCUGAAGAGUUUGAAGCUGAGGAACUUGACGCAUAUGAUGAAACUGAAGAAUUUGAAGAAACUGAUACAGAUGAAGAGAUUGAAACAGAUGAAGAGUCUGAAGAUGAUGAAGAAACUAAAGCUUAUUUAUCGAAGUUAACUGAAGCUUUUUCAAAACUUGUAGAUACUGAAAAGACAGACGAUACAUUUACUGUUCCAGCUCCAGUAAUAAAAAUAAUACCAGUAAUCAAUAUACCAGAUAUCAUAAAAAGAAGAAUUGCUUUUGAUCAUUUUAUGAUUGUGAAAAACAAUAAAGUAAUAAAAUUUUCAAAAACAAUCACUAUCGAAAAUUUGGUACAAGAUUUUAUGAAUUCACUGCCUGAAUCUAUAGAGUCAAUGUUCAAUAUUGGUACAACGAUAAUACAGUAUUUCAAUGUUCUUAUACAUUCACGAUUAUUGUAUCCGCCAGAGAAAGAAAUGGACAUACGUAAUACGGCAAUACAAUUUUUAGACGACAAUACAAAUUUUGGUGAAGAAUACCACUUUAGUAAAAUGUUGUAUCCUCAAAAAAUGUGGCAUUUGGUGUAUGGACCUACAUAUCUACUACGAUUAUUUGUUUUAUUACCUGAAAUUGUAUCAUCCUAUAAUUAUAUUGAGACUGAUAUAGCUAAUGUUAUUGAAAAGUUUGAAGAUUUUAUGAAAUUUAUUGAAAUCAAUUUUGAUCAAUAUUUCUCAAACGUUGAAUAUACUGAUAAUAAAUAAAGAAUUGACUGCGAUGUAUUUAAAGAAAAAAAUAUUACAUUACAAAAUAAUUAAAUAGUUGAUAAAUUAAGAAC
This is a messenger RNA of Rhopalosiphum maidis (corn leaf aphid), 2321 nucleotides long. Its product is annotated as nuA4 complex subunit EAF3 homolog. The record is from RefSeq and is a predicted model, not a curated record. Gene Ontology annotation, cellular component: nucleus; NuA4 histone acetyltransferase complex. Gene Ontology annotation, biological process: regulation of DNA-templated transcription; chromatin organization. NCBI's taxonomy places the organism in Eukaryota, Metazoa, Arthropoda, Insecta, Hemiptera, Aphididae. The transcript is spliced from 9 exons. Bases 124 to 2247 code for a protein of 707 amino acids.